AUGACAGCAGAACAACAUUCCAGACUUCGUGCCAGGAUUGCGAAGUGCGCCGUCCAGGCUCAAGUAGAGACAUCCUGCGCUAAGCUUCGCCUGCAAAAUGAUCACGCCCCAAACGCUAUCCCCUUGACCUUUGAACUGCCUAGGGAGGAUGACUAUCUAGACCCAAAAAAACAUUGUGCUCCUGGGUUCGAGUUUGAAAAUAUUGACGGAUUACCUCUCAGCUACUAUGAUCUCCAUGUCGAGGAACGGGUUCAUUUCAAUAUUGGAGUUGUUGGAGGUGGAAUGGCGGGCCUGUAUACCUCCUUAAUACUUCAAGACCUUGGACUUGGGCACGAGGUCAUUGAGGCAUCCCAAAGAGCGGGUGGACGGGUAUGGUCACAUCAUUUCAGUGAAAAAGAUGGUGACUAUUAUGAAGUUGGCGCCAUGAUAUAUCCCGACAUCCCAAUUAUGGCAAGGACAGCGAGAUUACUCGAGUAUCUCGAUAUAAAAAAGGAUACCACUGAACAUCCUCAACAGGGAUCCUUGAUUCCUUUCCAUUUCGCAGGACCAAACAAUCCUAAGUUCUUCAACAACAUUUUUGUUACGGAAAACAACCAGCUAAGCGCAACACCGGAGGAAGGCAGGAAUGUGGAUGCCUUCCAGAUAAGUACCCAAAACGGUGGAAUGGUGCCUAUAAGUUUCAUGAAGAGGGGCCUUGAGGAUAUCAUGAGGGAUGUUUUUGAUAGUUGGAAGCAGCGACUCAUUACAAACUUUAAUGAAACCUGGGCGGAGCUUAUAGCGAUUGACAAGACGGCAAUGUCUCUACGAGCAUACAUGAUAACAAAGUACCAAAAGGAGGGUCAUGACCCAGCGGAUAUAUACUACGUGACCAACUGGUGCGAAACAAUGACUGCAGGAACAACCCAUUACGAUGCGGCCUUCAUGUCAUGGGUUCUGCUCUCCCUCGCGUUUGACUUUCCCGCAACACCUGGAACAAGCAUUGAUCCCAAGCCUAUCCUGGAUAAUCCCCCCGACAACGUCUGGUGGACCUUGAAUGGCGGCAUGGAUACUAUCGCCAAACGAUUGGUCAACAAGCUUACAAAAAAGCCACUAUACAAGCAUCGAGUGACAGGAAUAUCCCAUGCUAAGACUGGAGCUGAAGAAUCAAUGCUUGUGACAAUUUCCCAGCUUCAGGAUCCGGGCAUGGCACCGAAAGUCAUUACGAAGGAAUACACGCAUGUAAUAUCUACCACCACGACCCCUUGUCUUUACAGCAUGGACCUCCGCAACGCUGGCCUGAAUUAUGCGCAGCGCGAAGCAAUUCGGGUCCUCCAGUAUGAUAACGCUGUCAAAGUUGGGAUCAAAUUCAGCAAGCGCUGGUGGGCAGAGGAGAGGGGCAUUAAUCGAGGGGGCAACGGAAACACUGACCGCCCAACCCGAGGAGUUACCUAUCCUUCAUACGCACUCGACACUCCCGCCGGGGAGUCUGGCGUCCUUUUCGCUUGCUACAACUAUGGCCAGGAUGCCGCCCGGCUUGGAGGUUUAUCUCGGGACUCGGGGAAAGAAUAUAACGAGGCUAUCUUCGACGCUGUCAUAGCCGAUCUAGCCAUUCUGCAUCGGUAUCCCGAAGAGGACUUACGUAAACUGGUCGUCGACUACCACGUCCAUAACUGGAACAUGGACGAGCUCACAAAAGGGCAUUUUGCCCUGUUUGGUCCGGGCCAGUUUUCCUCAUUCUUCGCACAACUCCAGCGGCCGGCUGCGGGUGGCCAUCUCUUCUUCGCUGGCGAGAUAACGAGCAUCCAUCAUGGCUGGAUCGUCGCCGCACUAAAUAGCGCAUACAGAGCGAUACAUCAGAUGCUGUUGACCGAAGUUGCCCUGGCGGGGAAGAAUAGUGUGAAGAAGAAAUAUAUUCAGUCUUUGAUCUCUCACCUUACAACAAAUUGGGGGUCAAGCGAGUAUGAGCUCGAACCCGAGUAUGAUCCGAACCCGCAAGGGACAGCAGGGUGGCAAGUGUUUUUGGGAAUCCAUGGGAAAGAUGUCACGGUGUAG
Morchella importuna is the source of this 2031-nucleotide messenger RNA. RefSeq lists its product as uncharacterized. The transcript has 4 exons. Lineage: Eukaryota; Fungi; Ascomycota; Pezizomycetes; Pezizales; Morchellaceae. Gene Ontology annotation, biological process: amino acid catabolic process. The coding region runs from base 1 to 2031 and encodes 676 amino acids. Gene Ontology annotation, molecular function: L-amino-acid oxidase activity; polyamine oxidase activity. The record is from RefSeq and is a predicted model, not a curated record.